Molecule: messenger RNA, 897 nt
Organism: Emiliania huxleyi CCMP1516
Lineage: Eukaryota; Haptophyta; Isochrysidales; Noelaerhabdaceae
Exons: 2
Coding region: 1-897 (298 amino acids)
Molecular function (GO): protein binding
Source: RefSeq, a predicted model, not a curated record
AUGCUGCUUCGACUCGCACACACCACCAGCGGCGCCGCUCACGACGGCCGCUCGGUCCUCGCUCUCGCUGCGGCGCAGCUCGGUUCCUCGUCCCUGUUCGCCUCGGCCGGCCACAGCGCUGACAUCCGUCUCUGGCGCGCCACGGCCGCUGGGAUUGAGCCAUCGGGCGAGAUCCGGCCGGGCGGCGGCAGCGUCUUUUCGCUCGAGGCGUCCCCGCUGCCGGGCGGCGACUGUCUGCUCCUCGCGGGCUCCUUCUCGCGCGUCGUCUUUGCCUGGCGCCUGCGAGAGGAGCCGGGCGGCGGCACGGCAGUCACUCCGCUCUGGCAGAGCGCGCAACACACGGGAUGGGACGAGGAGCAGGUGCGGUCGAAGGACAUCCUCUGCCUGGCAGCGUCGACGGGAGGCGCGCUGGCCGCUGGCAGUGUCGACGGGCGGGUGCGCUGCUGGCGGGUGGGAAGCAACGGCGUCCCGACGGGCGUGCCGGUGCGCUGGGCGGCGCACGCUGGGCGAGUGAGCUGCGUGCGCUUCACGCCCGGCGGUGGUGGCCUCCUCACCGCCGGCCUCGACGGCGCGGUGAAGAGGUGGGCGCACGCCUGCUCUCCCGGCGGCGCACGCCUGCUCUCCCAGUCGGCGCUCCUCCCCCGGGUGCACAGCCUGGCGCUGGCCGGCGGCCACGUGCACGCGGGCGUCGAGGGCGAGGUCGUCAGCCUCGAGGGAGAGAGCCUCUCCGAGGUUGGCCGCGUGGCGUUGCCGCCCCGCGAGGCCGGCGCUGAGGCGGAGGCGUCCGGCGCGCCGCGCGUGACGGCCCUCGCCACCGGACGCGGGCUGCAUGGGGCUCUCCUCGCGGGCGACUCGAGCGGGAGGCUGCACUUGCUCGUCCCGCGGGUGAGGGAGUGA